Saprolegnia diclina VS20 is the source of this 1208-nucleotide messenger RNA. RefSeq lists its product as hypothetical. The coding region runs from base 30 to 1088 and encodes 352 amino acids. Lineage: Eukaryota; Oomycota; Saprolegniomycetes; Saprolegniales; Saprolegniaceae. The transcript has a single exon. The record is from RefSeq and is a predicted model, not a curated record. Gene Ontology annotation, molecular function: phosphatidylinositol binding.
UUUCCCACUCGUUCUAGAUUUAUGCAAAGAUGUUCGCGACGACGGACGAGCUCGACCGACGCCGCGCUGCAGUCGCCAAGCGACUCCAUGCGGCGGUAGAUCCGCCGUUGCUGCAAGAGUGCGCCCGCUGGACACAGCGCGCGACGCGGCUCUAUGCGCAGGUGCUGCAGACGCGCCCGGCGCAGGCGGUCGCAGCGACCAUCGUGGGCCACCGGCAGUGCUUUGUCCAGGGCCGCCGCUUUGUCGAGUACGAGCUCGUGAUCGAGACCGAUUGGCGCGGCGCGCAGCGUGCGUGGCACCGGUACAGCACGUUCCGCAGCCUCGCGGCGUCGCUGCACGCGCCGCUCCCCAAGCUAUCGGCGACGCACCUCUUUGGGGCGCACUCGGACCGUACCAUCGAGAUGCGAAAGGACCGCCUCAACGCCUUCUUGGCUGCGCUUUUACGCGACGAGACGCUGCAGUGGUGCCUCCGCAUGGCCGACGGACACCGCGUCGGUCGGCGCAAGACCAAGCAGGUGCUGCCGCUGGACGCCCUUCAAGCGGUCCACCACGAAGCGACGCGCGUUGGCGAAGAGGCACGCCUUGCGGCUGUCGACGCGGCCUGCGCGGCUGGCUCAGCGCCGGCGUUUGUCGUCGCCGAGAUUGGGCGCCUGCAACAGCGCGUCGAGCUGCUCGCGUCCGUGCUGGGGCUCCAUGGAGGCGUCACGCUCGCCACCGCGCGCAUUAUUGACGCGCGGUGGGUUCUCAACAGUCGCGCGACGCAGUACCGGAUCGAGAUCGAGACGCCCGAGCGCGGCGCACUGCGCGCGUGGUUCCGACACGAGACCUUUCUCAAGCUCUCGGCAUCGCUGACCGCCAAGUACGGGCCGGUCAUACCCAAUCUGGAGGCCGAGAAGCACCUGCCGCGCUGCCUCGAGAGACGCAUGGCAAGACUAAACGCGUUUCUUGCAGCGAUUCUAGCGCUCAGCGCUGUCGAGUGGGCGAUCCGCAUCGACGAAGCAACGUGCGUCGUCAAGCAGAACGCGUCGCAGCGCCCGUCGGCGGCCACCACGGUCUCGGACGACGACGACGACGACGGCUGGCCCUAGUCCUCUAAACUAACUCAACGCGUGCAUACGAAUACUCCUCGCACUUGUCGUACGUAGAGUGAUCGACUUCAUGCAGCAGAGACGCAAGCGCUUUUGCUUGCAGACAAUAUGACAUUCGAG